UUUUCACAACAUUUUCGCGCGUAAACGCUUCAAACUAAAUAAGAGUGCUGCGAGUGCAAAAAAUAAUUCGGUGUCAUAUUUUUAUUUUUGAGUUCAUAUUUGUUUACGACAGCAAUUAAUAAAAAAAAACAAUAAAACGUGCCAAAUAAAACCAAAGUCAUGGCCACUUUAAUUGAGCAAAUGCUAACUAAAAUGGGGCUACGGGACGAGCCCAGUAUGCAAAGCAAGACGUUAGAAUUGUUGCGUAUUCUUGAGUUACGUUCAUCUAAUGCGCCACUACAGCUAAAUGAAUAUGCAAAAACAGUGCUCUGCGCGGAUAUUGCGACCACAGUAUUGGGCAUAGCUUGUGAUAUGGAGCAAAAUGUUAAGUUAUCCACUUUGCGCAAAUCACAUUACAACAAACACAAACGUAUGAUUGAAAAAAUCCUAGAUGUAAAUAAAAUCGUCGGUGUGAAUGACAUAUGUGUACAAUUAAAUAUAACUGAGGUUUCACAAAAGGCUGUAGAAUUAUUAGAAUUGUACAAAACUAUUAUGGCAAAAGAAAGCGCCAAUGAUGAAAAUGAUCUAAUCCAUCCUCAAUAUGCAGCAAUGGCUGUAUUCCAGGCUGCCAAAAUAUUAAAACAAAAAUCAUCAAAAGCGAAAAUAAUGAGUUUUAGCAAUUUGCGGCCAACUCAAUGGCAACAACUUGAACUGCGAUGGAAUAAAUUUUUAACCAAAUAUUAUAAAGAAACAUCUGAUAAAAAACAAAGGCUUCGUGUUGGAGAAUCUAAUGAAGAAACUGAAUCUCAUGCAGAGUUUUUAAAAUCGCAAAGUUGUGUAGAAAAUAAAAAACGUUUAGCAUCUUCUGUAGAGGAUUACGAACAAUGGAAAAAGCGAAUUUUGGCGAAGGCAGAGGAGCAGUUAAGGCAUCAACUAAGGCAUGAGCAACAAGAUGAACUUCGAAUUGAUAAAGAAAACCUAAUUUUAGGAAUGUAAAGUAUAAAUAAAGCGUAUGUUGACCUGGUUUCAAAGUAGAAGAUAUAUUUAAUAAUAGAUCUAUUAAAUGAAGGUUAUUUGA
This is a messenger RNA of Bactrocera tryoni, 1057 nucleotides long. RefSeq names its product origin recognition complex subunit 6 (gene Orc6). Bases 160 to 975 code for a protein of 271 amino acids. The transcript has 3 exons. Gene Ontology annotation, cellular component: nuclear origin of replication recognition complex. Gene Ontology annotation, biological process: DNA replication; DNA replication initiation. The record is from RefSeq and is a predicted model, not a curated record. NCBI's taxonomy places the organism in Eukaryota, Metazoa, Arthropoda, Insecta, Diptera, Tephritidae. Gene Ontology annotation, molecular function: DNA binding.